Molecule: messenger RNA, 1452 nt
Organism: Paramecium pentaurelia
Lineage: Eukaryota; Ciliophora; Oligohymenophorea; Peniculida; Parameciidae
Source: the annotation of a GenBank genome assembly
AUGGAAAAUUAGAAUGAACCUCAAUUUAGAUGUCCUUUGAAAAAUCAUUCUAAAAAUAUAGAUAUGUUCUGUUUUGAUGAAAAUUGUAAAUAAUUUCGGCUCUCUUGUUAAGAUUGUUAUAAAGCUGGAUUCCAUAUUGACCAUUAAAAUUAUGUACUUUGGAUAUCAGAACUUAAUAAAGUAGUUUAAGAAUAAAAGAGAGACUUUUCUUCUUUUAUAUAACAAAUCGAACAACAUAUCAAUCAACUGAAUUUUCAAUUCUGUUAAUUUAAAGAAGUUCUAUAUUUUAAAUCAGAUGAAAUUAAUUCUUUUAAACUUGAAUCUCCUUAAUUAAUUAAUCAAUUUUUGUCCUUUUCUUUAUAAUUUUAAAAAGAAAAGUAAUUGAUUUUAAAUUAUGUUAAAAAAAUAAAUGAAAAUUUAAAAAACAUCAUUUAGUAAUUUAAGAAUAAUCUUUAAUUAAAGACUAUAAACUAGGAAUUGAAAAGUAAUAAAAUAAAUUAUUAAUUAAUGGAAGGUAAUUAGUUAUAUGAAAAUCAUAUUGCAGUAAUUGCCCUAAAUUUAGAUAAUUCUAUUAUGUUAGCUGGUUAUCAAUUUAGUUAAAUUAAAGUAUUUAGUUUUAAAAAUGGAAUAUUGUCUUUAAUUUAAACAUUAAAUGAUCAUAAAUUUAAUGUGCAAUCUUUGUAUUUUAUGAAAAGAUAAAAUUCUUUUAUAUCUGGUAGUAAUGAUAAAACUAUUAUUGUUUGGAAUAAUUAAAAUAGUUAAUAGUUUUAAAUUUAACAGAUAUUAGAAGGACAUAAUAGUGGAAUCUCUUAAUUAAUUAUGAAUAAAUAAGAAGACUUGAUUAUUUCAGGUAGUCACGAUGGUACCAUCAAAUUUUGGAAGUAAUAAAAAAGAUGGAAUUGUUAUUAGACAUUUUCCUAACAUUAAAGUUCUAUUUUUUUUAUCAGCUUAAAUGAAUCAGAAAAUUUAUUAAUUUCAGGAUCUGGUUAAGAUAAUCAUAUAUCUAUCAUCUAAUAUUAAGCAGAGGAGUAAAAAUGGAUUUUAAUGCAAACUAUUAGUUUAGAAAUGAAAGGAGCAAGAGUUUAAUUUAUUGGAGAAAAUUAGUUUACUUUUUAACCUUAUAAAUUAGAUAAGAUUCAUUUAUAUACAAAACAUUCUUUGAAUUAAUAUUUUUUUAAAACUCAAGAAUUUAAUGUAAAGUCAAGUCCUGGUUUUGAAUAUCCAUUUACAGAGAAAUGGAUAAAAUCAAAGUCUUUACUUGUAAGUAAAAAUGGAAGUGUAAUAAAUUUGAUAAAAGUUACACUAAAUGGGGAAUUAAUCACUGAAUAAUCAAUAGAAUUUAAGACUUGUUCUAUUUCAGGAACACUUUCUGAUGAUGGAAUGUACUUAUUUAUAUGGGAUAUGGAUUCAAAGAAAAUUUAGAUCAGAAAAUUAUAAUAAAAUAAAUUUUGA